UAAAACCAGUCAGGCAGUACUUCUGCAAGGUGUAUCUUCGCUUUGGUAUCUCGUAAAUUCUGUCACGAAUUUGGUAGUUGUUUGGAUAACAUUUCAUACAGUAAAAUGCGUCUAAAUGAGUAGAGAUAAAGUUAUGUGGUGAUUAAUUAAAAAUUACUUGUGUUGUAAGCGUUCGAAAGGAUCUUAUGGAAGAAAUAAUGGUUUUGUGUGUGUUUUACUGUCGCGAAUGGGAAACGCAUGCUCAGUCGAAAUUCUGUGCGAUGGUUUGAUUAGCGGGUUGUCCGAAAUCAUUUAACGUUUCAAUUUUUACCUAAUUUUUGGUGUUUUAUCCUUUAUGACUCGUUAAAUACGAAUGUGAAAAUAAUGUACCGUUAGCCGCACAACGUCCUCCGGUGGUUUUCAGUAAUGUGUUUUCUGUGCGCGAACAAAUAGACCGAUGUGAUUACAGUUUGUUUUUAAUUUUUAAGAAAACAACAAGAACGUAAUGUACGCAAAAGGGAAAGGCUCGACCGUACCCUCCGAUGCACAGGCACGAGAAAAUAUUAUGCAGGUUGGCGCUAUACGUCUACGAAUAUUUGCUUCAUGUCGGUGCACAAAAAGCCGCUCAAACGUUUCUCUCGGAGAUACGCUGGGAGAAAAAUAUAACGUUAGGGGAACCGCCGGGAUUUCUGCAUUCUUGGUGGUGUGUAUUUUGGGACUUGUACUGCGCCGCCCCCGAAAGGAGAGACACAUGCGAACAUUCAUCAGAAGCAAAAGCCUUCCACGAUUAUGGUUUUGUCAACUCUGGGUAUGGUGUAAAUGGUAUUGCACAUAAUGCGGGCCCAGCACCUAGUCCUCUUGGUCAAAUGCCACCGAAUGACGGCAUGCCAGGCGGUCCAAUACCACCCGGUUUCUUCCCAAACUCUACCAUGAGGCCCUCGCCGCCAACGCAUCCCUCUAACCAACCGUCUCCACAUUCGCAAGCUCCACCUCCUCACUCUCAAAUGAUGUCGUCACAACCGUUUAUGGGACCUCGUUAUCCGGCAGGUCCACGGCCAGGAGUGAGAAUGCCUCCACAAAUAGGCAACGAUUUUAAUGGGCCGCCAGGACAGCCGAUGAUGCCCAACAAUAUGGACCCGACGAGGCAAGGUGAAGGCGGAGAAUUUGUAGGUUGGCAAGGCCCUCCAGGAAUGAAUCCUAUGAAUCCACGUAUGAACCCCCCUCGUGGUCCUUCUAUGGGUCCAUUGGGUCCUGGAUCCUAUGGUCCCGGUUUAAGAGGACCCCCACCUAAUAGCAGUUUAGGUCCAGGAGGUCCAAUUCCGCCUAUGUCAAUGACUGGCCCUGGUGGUCGGCCACAGUGGCAACCGAAUACAUCGACGCCUAUGAAUUACUCCUCCUCGUCACCUGGCAAUUACGGAGGACCACCAGGGUCGGCAGGUCCACCGGGUCCUGGUACUCCCAUCAUGCCAAGCCCUCAAGAUUCUUCAAAUUCUGGCGGUGAAAACAUGUAUACCCUUAUGAAACCUGCAGUGGGCGGCAAUAUGCCCGGAGAGUUUCCGAUGGGAAGUGGGCCAGAGGGCGGGCCGAUGGGUCCCAUGGGACCUAACUCAAUGGGACCUGUGUUAAACGGUGAUGGUAUGGACGGUAUGAAAAAUUCACCUGCAAACGGCGGACCCGGUACACCGCGAGAGGACAGCGGAAGCGGAAUGGGGGACUACAACUUAACGGGAUUUGGUGGCCCUGGUGAAAACGACCAAACGGAAUCGGCCGCUAUUUUGAAAAUUAAAGAAAGCAUGCAAGAGGAGGCCAAGAGGUUUGAGAAAGACUCGGACCACCCUGAGUAUUUCAUGCAAUAAUUACUCCCUCACUGGCCUCUUUGGCUGGUGUACACCUCCGCCUCUCUUCCUUCCUAACCUACUAACCUGGGCGAUGGUGUGCUCUUACUGCCCUCAACCCGUGGUGCCGCGAGCACGCCCAGUUUUAAGUGUUUUUACUUUGGCUGUCACUAGUCAUCGUAUUUUCUGUUUUACAGAUUUUCCUUUGAAGACAGAACAUUGGGGAUAACGAUUGGAACAGGUGUAAUUUAGGUGUAUUAAUGAACCUGGGUGGGCACGCUACCUGUUCCUUCCUUCUAUCCACCGGCCUAGGCCAGGUGGGAUGUAUUCACGGGGCCUAGCGUUUUUUUAUGUACCUAUCUACUGUCUACUUAAAUGUGUCUACAUUCCUCUUCGGGGCAGAUUAUAGAUGCAUUAUGGACACCCACUACUUCACACCAUGUGUAAAAUUAGUCAUUUUUUAAAUUUUUACCUUAGCUUCGAAAAAAGAGACUCUUUAAUCUGCCUCGGCCUAGUGUGGUUUUGGAAGAAUUUUUAAGUUUUGUUAUAAAUAAAAUUUAUAUCACGCAAACUGUGUAAUAACCAAUGCAUUUGUCCCAUUUGGUUUAUGUUGUUAUACAUUUCAUUUUAACUUUUUGUCAAUCAUUGUGACUACUAUUCACAUUUAGAUUAAUACGAAUUAAUUUAAUUUAUAAAUUCUAUUCUUGAGAAAAUAAAUAAUAACUUUAA
This is a messenger RNA of Photinus pyralis (common eastern firefly), 2543 nucleotides long. RefSeq names its product single-stranded DNA-binding protein 3 (gene Ssdp). The transcript has 12 exons. Gene Ontology annotation, cellular component: nucleus. Bases 522 to 1835 code for a protein of 437 amino acids. Gene Ontology annotation, biological process: positive regulation of transcription by RNA polymerase II. NCBI's taxonomy places the organism in Eukaryota, Metazoa, Arthropoda, Insecta, Coleoptera, Lampyridae. The record is from RefSeq and is a predicted model, not a curated record. Gene Ontology annotation, molecular function: protein binding; single-stranded DNA binding.